AUGGACCGGUCUCUACCAUACUCAUCAUAUCAACUGCGACGUGCAGAAAUGCUACAGAAGCAAUCCGACUUUGCAAUGCUGAGUCGACGAACAUCAGCUCCACGGCCACUCUCGGAGGCCACUGAGUUCGACACUGACAAUGAAGAAGACUCCGACUCGGCUCCUCAACCUUGGGGCUCGGAAGGAGACAAUGACAGCCAAUCUACACUGUCAAGUCCGGACGACCUCCCCACACCGCCGCAUACCGGUGGUCUGGGAGGGUUCGAGUUCCACUUUGACGACAAGUCAAUAGUUGGACCUCAAGGUCCGCACCUCUUCCGAGGAACACCAGAGAUCCUCACUUCUCCCGAGGACGAUGUCUUCCUCACCAUGUCUCCUGUUGAAGAGUUCAAAUCCCUGGCUGCUGAUAUCAGACCUCUUGCCAGACCCAUCAACGCUCUCAACAGAGCAGUGGCAGAGCUCGAUGAAUCUCAAGUCCGUGAUUGGACACCACGGCAAGUGGCAGACUGGAUGCACGAGGCUGGCUUCGAGAACAGCGUUGUCGACAAGUUCCUCAUACACGAUAUCUCCGGUAGCGUGCUGAUCGACCUACAAUUCGAGGACCUCAAAGAACUCGACAUCAGCUCCUUUGGCAAACGACACCGAGUCAUGAGUUCCAUCCACCAGUUGCGCAACAGCAGCAUGAUAACCCUGGACACACCUCUUUCGAGGACUCCCUCCAGAACGAACCGAAGUCCCAGGGCCUUGCAACGAGUAGCCAGGCCCGAUGAACGGCAAGUGGUCGUUACAGAUCGCUCGCGCUCCCAGAGACGAGGGCGUCAACCCGACAUUGUCACUCCGGCCGAGUCAGUAUCCAUUGUCGGUAUCGAACAGGUCCUUCCCAAGGAGCACAAAUGCGCCAAAGGAGAAGACUGUCCCAAGUGGCAGAAGCAACAACGGAGAAUCCUCCGGAUGCAGCAAGCAUUCGAGCAAGACACCAAGGCUCAAAGACGCCUUUCCAAGGCACUCUCCGAGGCACAAUCCGAAGCCCUUCCCUCAGUGGUUGGCUCAUCAGACGUCCUUGGUCCCUCAGCCGCGAAGAUCACAGCCGAAAGUCUGAGCUCCAUUCAACCUCGCGAUCCUCAAGAGAACAUCCGCCAAUUCCUCAACUUUCAACACCUGCACUCACCAUCACACGCCACCAAUCCAUCACCUCCCCCAGCCGCCUCUGCUUCAUUCGCCGCCAAAACCCACCUUGACAACAACCUGCGUGGCCUGCCCAAGCUCACAAUCCCAGGCUCAUCAGGUGACGACGAGAGAAGUCCAUCAAGGACACCAAUUUCGGCCCUUCAACAACCCACACAAAUCCAAGUCCAACUCAAGGCCCAGCUCCUCGGCGACCCAUACCACUACGGCGGCGUCGCCUCGCCAGCGGACAUCUACCGCAUCGACACCCCCAUGUCUGCCACAGACAUUCCCAUCACAGCAAUGGCCAUCGACCCUUGCCAACGCGACGUCUCGCAAUCCGUCCCACCCGAGAUGCGCUACGGUGCCGGCGCCGCAACACUCGUAAGCCCCGAGCCCAUCCAAAGAUGCACAUCGACGCAACCAACUCGCCGCCACAUUCGCCAACAAUCAUUCACCCCAUCCAUUCCUCCCGUCCAAGAAACCAACAACGAGUCCUCCCAAGCACAGCAAACACUCCCAUGCUCUAGACCCACCGAGCUCGACUUGGCCAACCACCAAGGCUGGAUGCGCAAGCGCCGCACCACGCGCAUCCUCCGCCACGAAUGGCAAGACAACUACUGCACGCUCGUCGGCAACAAAUUGACCAUGCACGAGACGCACUACGCCAACGCCGCACCUCUCGAGAAAAUCGACGUCGACGAGUACACUCUGCACGCGUACGCGCAGGCCUCGAGCUCCAAACUCAGCGCCGCUUUCAAGAAAUCGCUGCUCGGCCAAGGCAAGCUCCCCGCCGGCGAGCACAGCUUUGCCUUCUCUUUAAUCCCCGACUCCGAGAAGUCCCGCAAGAUGUUCGAGAAGGGCAGCAAGACGCACUACUUCGCCGUCGACAGCUCCAAAGAGCGCAUCGAGUGGAUGAGGAAGUUGAUGCUGGCCAAAGCCAUGAAGAAGAAUGAUGCUUGCCAGAUUUGA
Messenger RNA from Exophiala viscosa, 2136 nucleotides. RefSeq lists its product as uncharacterized. Gene Ontology annotation, molecular function: protein binding. The transcript has a single exon. NCBI's taxonomy places the organism in Eukaryota, Fungi, Ascomycota, Eurotiomycetes, Chaetothyriales, Herpotrichiellaceae. The record is from RefSeq and is a predicted model, not a curated record. The coding region runs from base 1 to 2136 and encodes 711 amino acids.